AUGGGGUUGUCGUCGGAGAACGACCAGAACUUCAGCGGGAAGCACCACCUGGCCAUUGUCCUGGGCAUCGGGCUCGGCGUGGUCAGUCUAAUCAUCAUGUGUCUCCUAUUAACCGUCUUCAUCAACCGCCGCGAGCGCCGUCCCAACUGCAAGCGGAAGCGCGAUCCCAGCGACAAACUGCGCAAGCUGGAUGCCGUGUCGCCCACGCGCACCCUCGAAGAAUGGUGGUCGAGAGCCAAGGGGCCGCUUCUGCCGUCCGAAGGGGCCGACGGGCAAUUUAUCUGCGUCGUCUGUCUCGAAUCCGUCCUCCGCGCCCAGGAAAUUCACGAACUCAAAUGCCUGCACGUUUUCCACAAGGAAUGCCUCGAAAAGUGGUACCUCCAGGACCACUUCAACUGUCCGCUCUGUCAUCGGGCCUACUAUAUCCAAGAAUCGCAUCCGAGUAACGACUUUGUAUGGAUGGUAUGA
Messenger RNA from Aspergillus terreus NIH2624, 468 nucleotides. RefSeq names its product putative RING finger domain protein. The coding region runs from base 1 to 468 and encodes 155 amino acids. The transcript is spliced from 3 exons. Lineage: Eukaryota; Fungi; Ascomycota; Eurotiomycetes; Eurotiales; Aspergillaceae. The record is from RefSeq and is a predicted model, not a curated record.